AUGACUGUUCAGAAUAUAUACAGCUGUCCACAAACUUUUGCAACAGAGUGUAGACAGCCAGGGCGUGAGAUCUGGGUAUUUGGACUGGCUGAUGUGUCCUUUACACCAGCUAAAAUCUCAUUGCACGUGGUAGAUGAUCGUAAAGCCUCCACAUUGCUGCCUAUCAUUGAGCGUGUAUGCCUUCCAGGCACCAUCAUCAACAGUGAUGAAUGGAGGGCAUACAUGGGCAUAUCUGAUAAGCUCAGAUUCACUCAUGAGACUGUUAAACACAAUGAGAGCUUUGUGAACCCAGUUACUGGCACCUACACUCAGAAUAUUGAGUCAACGUGGAAUACGUGCAAGUACAACAUCAAGAUGCACAAAGGCAUUCUUGGUGUUAAACUGGAUGAACUGUUGUGUGAGUUCAUGUGGAAGCACAAUACUGGGAAAAGAAUGGGCUUGAUAGCAUUAUUUGAGCUUCUUAGGAUCCAAUAA
Messenger RNA from Enterospora canceri, 474 nucleotides. Lineage: Eukaryota; Fungi; Microsporidia; Enterocytozoonidae. The record is from the annotation of a GenBank genome assembly.